Molossus molossus (Pallas's mastiff bat) is the source of this 9044-nucleotide messenger RNA. RefSeq names its product NHS like 2 (gene NHSL2). The coding region runs from base 17 to 3244 and encodes 1075 amino acids. The record is from RefSeq and is a predicted model, not a curated record. The transcript has 9 exons. Gene Ontology annotation, biological process: cell differentiation. Lineage: Eukaryota; Metazoa; Chordata; Mammalia; Chiroptera; Molossidae.
GGCAGUGGUGACGGCCAUGGCGGCUCAGCCGAUAGCCUGGAACGCUGCAGCUAACUCGGGUCGGGAAAAUGCGACAGCGACUGCCCACUCGAGGUCGUCAUGGCGACAGCCAGUGAACGUGUUCCUCUCCUCAGGCAGGCCCCCGAGUGUAAAGGAGCUGCUUCGAGAGGCGCAGCUUAAUCUCCAGAGCCUGUUGCAAGAAGAAUAUGAGGAACAGUACUCGGAGGUCAGACUGCUGGGGCAGACCUUCCGCUCUGCUGAUGAGGCCCCUGAGCCCACCCCCAGCCCAAGGCCUCAGUCUGCCAGGCGUCUGGAGUUUGUAUUGAUGCCUACAAAACAGCAGCUGAGCGAGGAUGAGACUACCACCCAGGGUGUGAGGGCCCCUGAGGCCUCCCUGAGCCUGUCUACCACAGCCGACAAGCAAGUUGCCUGGAAUAACCCCUUCCCUCUGCCCAUCCUAGAGGAGAAGUGGUGGCUUCAGCCUUGCUCCACGCACUCUGACAUUGUGCCCAUCAACAUCUCUGGGCAGCAGUUUGAUAAACACGCAAGUUCAAGACACUCCUUGUUUAACACAGAGACAGCCGUGAACCCCAAGUCCACCCUGAGGCGGAGGCGGACCAUUAUUGGAUUCUCUAACUUUUCCCAGCGAGACCAAGGUCACAGCAACAGCCCCACAGGCAGGGCAGCUCACUCUACCAGCUCAGACAUCAAGCCCAGUCAUUCCGUUCCAGAAGGUGUUCAUGGAAGAGUUGCAGUCGGUCAGGAAGCUCGUUUCCCCUCACCGGUACUAAGAAACCCUUCUAGAGAUCCGGAAGAACCUCCCCAGGCACGUGGUGGCACCAAGCCUCCUAGCAUGGAAAGCAUGGGAAUGGUGUAUAGCGUCCCCAGUUCUUGCAAUGGCCCUACAGAAUCGACAUUCUCUGCUUCCUGGAAAGGAGAUGCUUUUACCUAUAUGACUCCAAGUGCCACAGGUCAGAGCAAUCAAGUCAAUGAAAAUGGAAAAAAUCCUUCCUCUGGGAAUUCAUGGGUCUCUCUGCACACACUGCCACCUCUGGUUCCUAAGGAGGCUACCACACUCUUUGUCACUCGUGAUAACCCAGCAGGAUGCAGUGGGUCAGCUGGCUACUCUGAGCCCCCUACGCAACGAAGGCAAGUAUCAGAGCGACCCUUCAAGAUUGGACUUCUGACUGGUGGUACCUCAAGGCUGGAGACAGGCCCAGGUGGGGCCAGCAGGUUCCGGGAGCGGUCACUGUCUGUGCCCACAGACUCAGGCACCACCGAUGUGGACUAUGAUGAGGAGCAGAAGUCCAGUGAAGCCUGUGCCCUGCCUUAUGCCAGUACCAGUUCUGAGGGCAGUAACAGUGCUGACAACAUUGCCUCCCUUAGUUCCCAACAGGAGGCCCAGCACAGAAGGCAGAGAUCCAAGAGUAUCUCACUGAAGAAGGCCAAAAAGAAGCCUUGCCCACCAAUGCGCAGUGUCUCACUGGUCAAAGAUGAGCCAGUUGCCUUGCCAGAAGGUGGGUCAGCACUACCCAAGGACCAGAGGCCCAGGAGCCUUUGCCUCUCCUUGGAACACCAAGGACAUCACUCAUCCCAGGGUCACCCAGCUGUGCCCACCUUCAAAGAUCCAGAGGGUACACAAUUCUCUCACCACUGGUAUCUUACUGACUGGAAGUCUGGUGACACCUACCAGUCAUUGUCCAGCUCCAGCACUGCCACUGGCACCACAGUCAUUGAGUGUACCCAAGUUCAGGGCAGCUCAGAGUCUCUGGUCUCCCCUUCCACCUCCAGAGCUACUACGCCUUCCCAACUCUCCAUCGAGGUAGAGGCCAGGGAGGUACCCUCUCCAGGAAGGCCCACUGGAUUGAUGUCACCCUCUAGUGGAUACUCCAGCCAGUCAGAGACACCAACACCCACUGUCUCCAUGUCCUUGACCCUGGGCCACUUGCCCCCUCCAAGUGGCAGUGUCCGGGUGCGUCCAGUGGUGCCCGAGAGGAAGUCAUCACUACCCCCAACAUCGCCAAUGGAGAAAAUUUCCAAGUCACGACUAUCAUUUGACCUACCAUUGACCUCUUCGACCUACCUGGAUCUGUCUGGGAUGAGUAUCUCCAUCCGAAGCAAAACCAAGGUGAGCCGGCAUCACUCAGAUACAAAUUUUGGGGCCAAGCUGGUCCAGAAAACUAGUCCCAAUCAGCCAAUCAUGCCCAUGGUUACUCAGUCUGACCUCCGUUCUGUUCGGCUGAGGUCAGUCAGCAAGUCUGAGCCAGAAGAUGACAUUGAGAGCCCUGACUAUGCUGAGGAGUCGGGAGGAGAAGUCUUCACCUUGCCAGAAAGAAAGAUAAAACCUCCCAUAGCUGAGAAACCCCUGCUGGCCCGAAGGCCUGCAAGCUUGAUCCACAAGCCACCAUCUGUCCCUGAAGAGUACCCACUAACUUCGCCUACAUUGGUUAUGACCCCUAAGAGCUCAAUUCAACACAUGAGACCAUUCCCUCCAGACAUCUACACGGUGGUGCGGAAGCCAAAGUCCUCCAGCUUCCCUGAGGCCAGAAGCCCAGGAGAGUCAACAGCACCCUCAUCUCUUAUUUUCACACCUUUUGCCAGUUCCUCUGGUGCUUUCUGCUCAGGAACACAGCAACCUCUCCAGGGAAGUACAGAAGAGGAGGGCUCCAAGGUGAGAUCCCUGCCGGAAAGAAUUAGCCUUCAGAGCCAGGAACAAGCUGAGAAGAAGAAAGGCAAGAUUCCACCUCCUGUACCAAAAAAGCCCAGUGUGUUGUACCUGCCUCUCACCUCACCCACAGCUCAAAUGGAGGCCUAUGUGGCUGAACCAAGGCUGCCUGUCAGCCCCAUCAUUACCCUGGAGGAAGAUGCCAAGUGCCCCCCUACUGGCGACCACCUGCAAUCACCUGGUACAAGGACGACUUCCAUGCCACCGGCUGACGAUGAAACGGAGGCAAGCCCUCCAGGGAGUACUAUGGAACCAAGCACUGAAGAAAAAAGUGUUAUCAGUGAUAAAACAGCUGAAUGGAUUGCAGAAGAUGAUGAUGAUGUGUUUGUGGCUUCACGCACAACUGAAGAUUUAUUUACUGUGAUACACAGGUCCAAAAGAAAGCUGCUUGGCUGGAAGGAGCCCGGUGAGGCCUUUGCCGGAGUGGUGUGCACUAAGAAGAAAUUCUCAGCUGCAAGGGCACACGUGCCAUGUUUGCCAUCAAUGACCGGCUGCUCCAUCCCUUGCUCCUGUAACUGAGGGGCAGAGUGUGAGAGCAGAUUGAGGGCUGUCAAACCUGGGGACAUAGGGAGCCAUUGCUGAUUAUUCACUUUCCUGGUGAGGCCUUGAUGACUUAUAUGAAGAAACAGAAAGACUCUGAUGCCUCUUCAACCACAGUUUAACUCUCUCCCACUAGAGGUUUGCAGGUGUACACUUAUUUCGGCAUGAGUUGAUUGGAUGGCUUUUGUGCAAAAUGUGAAUGUUACUCUGUCCUGAACUUCAUGCCUUUUUCAGUUUGAUUGUCUACACGGUGAUCAGGGUGAUAAAUUUCAAUAACAUACAGACCCCCCACCCCCACCCCUUAGCUAGAAAAGGUCAGGACCGGGUUACUUUGGAUGAACCAAGCUCAGCCAACGAACAAGGCAUCCAUUUGUCCACUCUGAUCUAUCCAAGGUAACUCGCACACACGCCUUCAGAUCCUUCUAGUGUCUUUCAACAAUGAUAGCUAGGAUCUGUGCCCAGCUUAUGCUGCAUUCGAAGAACUCUCAUGUCAUUGGCAUAUAACAUUCAUUACAGGAAGUAAUUAGCUGAACGAACGGCAUCAUCAAAGUCUCAAGGAGGAGAGAAAGUAAGUGUAACUUGCCUACCACCAUUCAGUUCAGAUUGUGGUUUGUGGUUGGUUUGUUUUGUUUAAAGGAAGUCUUACUAUGGCCCAUAACAUUUAAAAAAAAAGGCUUACUUUUUGCCAUUUAGAUUCUGCUGUUUGACCAACUUUUAGUUAACUAUGUGGGGAGAGAGGGUAAGAACUAGGUAAAUUGGAUGCUGAUGGAGCCCCAGAACAAUCAUUGUGACCCCUCCUUCCCCACCCCAAAGCUUAUAGGCACUAACUGUUCUUUUCAGUUCCAUUUUCUAAAGAAAGCCAGAGCAGUGAUUCAUUUGAUUUUCAUAUGUCUGGUUUCUGGGAGCUUGAGGAAAAACCAGACAAAGCAUUGAACAAAGAAAACUGGCUGACCAAUAAUGGAGGGGUAAUUGUGCACCAUCCCAAGAAGGGAAAAGAAGUCAAAUGAAAUAGCAGCCUGUUUCACAAAGAGGGUUCCCCGACCCGUUCUUCCUUCACCCCUCUUGACCCAACAGAUCCAUUGGUCAACCUCCUGAAGGAUGCAGAAACUGCCACCAAGACAAGCAGAUCUUGAUUUUGAUAGGUGAUGUUGCUCACCAAUGAGAAGCAAGCUCUUGGCACAACUGCCCACACUCCAGGGGAUAGAGUAGCUGAAAAACCACACCGAGUGCUGAGAAGACUUAAGCCUCUCACACAGAAGCCCUGGGCCUAGGCUCUUGGUUGGUACAGUUCUGAAUUCUAGACUUCUGAGUACAGAACAAACCCACCCACUCUCUUGCAGUCAGCGCUUCCCCCUGAUUUAGAUUGAAGCCACUUAAAAUAAUAAACAGCAAAAUCCCAGCUGCUUUGGAAAGCAUUCAAACUAUUCGGUUCGAAGGACCUGACCAAAUUUCAGGGGUUUUACUUGAAAUAAAAUAGAUCCAUUCCUGACCUUGAUGUAUAUGUGAGUGCCACACUUGUCUGUCCCAGACCGAGAAUUUCCAAAGAUGCAAACAUCUUGCUCUGUAGAGAAAUGAAGGAGAGUUUGUGUUUUGGCCUCACAAAGGUAAAAGGCAGCCAGGGCCUUCUUAGGAACCAUUAUGAAUAGCUGAACUCUAAAGUCAAGUGUGAGACUCACAUCGUAUAGAACUUGCUACUUCUGCUGAUUUUUCUGGAAGCUUCUUGUUUGCUACUUCUAGUGGGUUUUGCCUCUCCCUGCACCUUGCUACCUCUGGUGGUUUCCACAAAAUAUUCAAAGCUAAAUGCCCAGGCACCUUCAUAUUUGUCAGUUACCUUGAGUCUUACUUUCCUCUACAAUACUCUGUAUGCCUGGGAUUUUUAGAGCAUCUUCUGUGUCAUCACUGUGGCCCUCAAAUGCCCCAGUGGUAUUCCAAUUAGCACAAGAGGAUUUGGGGCAGAGAUUGUAUGGUCAGAGGUAAUACUGAGAACUGGAAAUACUCAUUUAAUGUUUUACAACAGGUGGACCUAGUUCCAAACAAACAACAACCAAACUGUACUACUUCUACCAGUCAUUGAUGAACAUAGCACUGAACAUCUUUCCUAAUCCUAACACCCAACCUGUCUCCUCCCCUUGAUUUUCGUAACACCAACUCCCUCUCCCACCUAGGCACAAACUACAGUAUUUGCUGCCUCUGCACUACUCUGCUGAGACUGUAGAAGAGAGGCUGAAGCCCCUCCAGAAAGGUUUUCAGGGACCCUACUACUGCCACUAUUACUAGUGUGAAUAAUAAUAACAAUUUUUGAAGGCGGAAUACAGAAGAGGCGCAAGUGAAAUAAAGUUGGCCCCAAGAGGUCAGCUUCCAAUUCAAGUUGUUUCUGUCCCUUUGUUUCCUCUGACUCCAACCAAUAGUAGCAGGUGGCUCUGCUAGUCUGACUUCAGGUCAGUCAAGAGUGCAGGAAGUCAUCCCCAGGAGAGGAGGUUAGUUGGCAGCCAAGAGUACAUUGCACUUGGUGGGUAUUCAUUAUAUAUUUGUGGUUCAGAUGUUGAGGACAGAGAGCAAGUCAUUCUCAGUAUAACAGGAAAUUUUGCUGGUGUCUCCUCUCCUUUGCCUGCCUCAGUCUCCCUCGUGGGACUUCCACCUGGCCCAACUUGUCCCUUAGCCACAACCCCUGUGAACCGCAUCCCUAGCUGACAGCUCACCCUUUAAGGAGGCAAGAGCAAGGCAGAAGAUUCAUUCAUGUUAGCUUAAUGACCACAAAUCAACCAGUUGAGCUGGAGACAUCAGCUUGAAUAUGCCAAGACAGAGGAGAUUCUACCAGACGUCCAUUGUAACUGUCAGUCUGAGCAGAUCUGUUCAUGCACCUGCCCUCUUCCUCGUAAACAAACUGUUCCCUAAAAAGACGAGUUCGUGGUCAGCGCUCUUUUCCUACCAGUGCAGCCUUUCAUUCUCACCAAGUCUGUAACAUAAUGAUGAGCUUUCACUUUAGUAUGAUUUGCCAGGGCCAGGAUUAGAGUGAGGUGAGUGAGGCGCUUGUAGUGCAAAGCUUAAGGAGGCGCCCACUCUCAGGGCUGUGCAAGUGCCUUACCCUCGUCCUGGCCCUGCGAUAUGCACUCCAUAAUGUACUAUCAGUUUAUCCCCUUCCUAUGAACAAGUAUGGUUCUUCUGACUUUGGGGUAACUCCCUACCUGCUGUUACACCAGGUGUUUUUAUUACCAUCUGUUUUUCCACUACUGGAAACAUUUGUAUGCUUAUACAUCAAAGACUCUUCAUUAUUAUCAGAAAACAUGGUUGCUUUCUAAGUAACCUGCUCCACGUGGCAAGUUAGUACCUAUUUUAGUAAGGGAUGCCGACAGGAUAGCCCGUCAGCAAAAUAGUGAAUGAGUUGGAGGUCUGUCAUUGGGAUCAUCCGCCUCUUUGUGCUCCAUUCUCCCUAGACCUUGCUUCUCAGCACCAACUCUUCUGAGUGCCUCCUACUUUGUUCUCAUCCUAGUUAAGAAAAGCAUGCUCUCAGGAAAGGGAUAAAUUCCUUUACUUUGAGGUUAUAAGGCUUAAUGCUACCUCUUUUGAAGGUCUUUUGCAGUUUAACAGGGGAAAAGCCUUAUGCCAAAGGAAUGAAAUUCUACUGUAGAAUUUUAGGCAUCAAUUAGUUGCAGAAGUGUUUGUUUUCUUGUUGUUGUUGUUUUUUUUCACCAUCAAAAGGCCAAAUUCCCUGACAGCUAACUCCAAAAUACUGAAAAUAUUUUAAUCUCCUGGAAUUAUUCUAGUAAAUUACUGGUGGUCGAUUCAACCGCCCUAAUACCCAGUGCUGUUCAAUACAGCUCUUAUCAAAGGACUCUCAGAAAUGCUACCAAACGCCACUGAAAAGGCCUAGAUAAUUCAUGGUGUACAUUAACAUUUUUUCACAAAUGGAAUUAAUACUAUUUAUCAUUUGAGUAAAAAGAAAAGGAUUUAAAGAAUUUGUGAAGAUAUGUCCUGUUUGUGAAAGUGAGACUGUCCAAUAUUGUCCGAUCAAUGUCAGUCAUCCAGUAUUGGUGGUGAUGAUCAAACUUAUUGGAGGUACAACUUUACCGAACACAAGCCUCUGCUCCCUGCCAUCUGUGUUUUGUGCUAUGACUUCAGCUUCAUGUGAGAAUCAGUCCAGAUCUACACCACAGCACCCAGUCCCUGCAAAGCCUUUGGGUAUACUUCAGCUGUAAGUGAUUGGGGGUUUAAAAGGAGAAAAGAGAGGGAAAGAGGUACAAAGAGCUGCAUUUGUCAAAGGGCAGCAAAAAUUAUAAUUAUUUAAACAAUGACAUUAAAUAGUUUUAGAAUACUCAGAAACAGAUUUAUAGAGGAAUACAGUAGUAAAUGGUUAUAGACACACAUUUGAGAUGCUUUUAAUAUGUUUAGCAAAAAACCAAUUUGCAUAAGUAAUGGGUUGUGUGAAAUAGGUAUGUACUUUGUUCAGUAAUGCCUCAAAUUUAAACCAGUGGCUCUCAAAGCGUGGUCUCAGGACCACCAGCAGUAGCAGCCCUGGAAUGUGUGUGUGUGUGUGUGUGUGUGUGUGUGUGUGUGUACGCACGCGCGCAUGCAUCUAUCCAGUGAUGUUACUUCUUCAAGCCCCUGAAUCACUAUAGGCACGAUUCUCCAAAUGAUUUCAACCUUCUCGUCAUUUCUGCUAUCAUUACACUGAUCAGUCUCUGGCCACGUGAUAUAUAUUGUUAUAUUAGUCAGCUAUAUGAUGUUGCUUGGUGUUAAGAACUUACCAGAUUGAAUCAACUACUUCCUCAACCUGCAAAAUCUUUGAUUUAACUUAACCAGCACAUCUAGUGUUUUUAUUUAAAAUACUUUUAAAUUCACAAAUAAGGAAAAAGAAAAGGUGUUAAUGUUUGUUUGGUAUUGCCAAUCCUUAAAUACCUGUCUUCACUAUGGUGGUUGUUCUCUAGAAGGGCUCUGGCAGAAGUAUAUUUGAUUUUAAGAUUUUACCUAAAUAGCAGAAUUUUAUAUCAACAAAUUCUCAAACAAAAUAUGAACUGGAACAACCAGUUAACCCCUCUCAGCCUCUCUUUAAUGCUAAGCUUUAUAGAAAUUUAUUCUUUACGUAGUGUUGAGCGUUUUUUAAUGUCCAAUUUUAUAAAAUGUUAGGCAUGCAAAAACAGCAUUGUGCUCAUUGUACAAUUCACCCAAACUCAUGUAUUCCUCCGUAUGUAUGAUGGUGAAGAAAUAUCAAUAUGUCUGUUCUUGUCUCUCCCGAUCAAUUGUAAAUUGCAAAUCUUUUCAUUAAUUUUUAAAUGAGAUAUAUUUACUCUGGCUAGUAGUUAAAAUUUUAUUCUUUUUAUUAUAUUUCAUUGCUACAUUUUUCUACUGACUCCAAAGCUUACUUUGGGGAAGAUUUCUUAUUUCUAGAUUGUUGUAUUUAUCUUAUUUCUAUAUUUAUCUGUAGUCAUGGAAUAUUAGAGCUGAAAGGAACCAACUUCUCAUUUUACAGAUGAGGAACUGAGGCCCAGAAAGUUUAAAUAAUUUACACAAGGUCACACAGUGGCAGGGUCUGGCCUCAAUCUCAGGUCUCCUGCCUCGGGGUCCAGUGUUUUUCAUUUAAAGCACUACAUUUCUAGAAGACCCGCAGCUGGCUUCUACUUUUAUGACACAUAAAUUUCCUAGAUAUUUCAGUGAAAUAAUAUAUAUGCUUUAAUAAAAAAUGGUCAAGAGUUCUUUAGUUCAUGAAUCCAAAGACAGAUCUGAUUUUCAGUUUAGAAACAGUCAUUUCCUUCUGAAUUCAGUAUAUGUGCUCUACUUUGUA